AUGCUGUAUUCAUAUGACGUGCUUGAAACUCAAUACGGCUCUGAUAUUCAUCCUGGUGGUCACUGGUUUCCAUCAAGAUGUCAAGCUGAGCAACGCAUUGCCAUUAUUAUUUGUUAUCGAAAUCGUGAGCAACAUUUUAAAAUGCUUCUCGGCAAUCUACAUCCAUUUCUUCAACAGCAACAACUCGAUUACACGAUAUUUCUUGUGAAUCAACAUGGGCAAGAAUCGUUUAAUCGAGGAGAACUAUUCAAUAUAGGCUUUAUUGAAGCACAAAAGUAUUAUCCAUUUACUUGCUUCAUCUUUCAUGAUGUUGACUUGUUACCAGAAGAUAUAAGAAAUAUUUACACGUGUACCGAUCAACCUCGCCAUAUGUCUUCAGCGAUGGAUAAAUUUGAUUACAAACUAAUCUAUCCGAAAUUCUUCGGUGGUGUUACAGCUUUUAGCACUGAUGAUUUUCUUGGCACGAAUGGCUAUUCGAAUGUUUAUUGGGGUUGGGGUGGUGAAGACGAUGAUAUGUAUUCGCGUGUUGUUUACAAAUUGAAAAAAUCAAUAAUAAGAUAUCCUAUUGAAAUUGCUCGAUACAAAAUGAUCCUUUCAAAUAAGCACAUAUCGGCUCCAGUGAAUCCUCAUCGAUUCGAAAUACUUCAUUCACAAUACGACUUUGGACUUGAUGUUCGAGUCCACGCUGAAAUGUGUCAUGGAAUGGCUCAAUAUGGUCGUUGUUCAACUAAUAGUCAGUGUGGCUGUCUGCAUAGGUCUACUACUAAUUGCAGUGGCAUUUGUGGUAGUCUACGGUUAACUUGUUCUCAACUGGUUUCCUGUGAGCCUUCGACUAAUGCUUGUUAUCAACCUGAUCAUGUCUGUGUUAAUCAUCCUCGAUGUAAUGUUCGUCCAGUUUGCUAUCCAUUGUCGAUGACAGAUGAACGACUCUGUCCCGUGAGACCUAAACCUGGUGAUGGUAUUUGUGCAGAUGCAACAUGGGCUCGAAUGGGUACUACAGUCGCUGGUGGUAAUAGUGUUGGAGAUGGGCUCAACCAAUUGGAUCAACCUUUUGGACUUUUUGUUGACGAAAAUCAAACUGUUUAUGUUGCCGAUUUUGCAAACCAUCGUAUUGUCAAAUGGAUUCGUGAUGCGACUAGUGGGCAGUUAGUUGCCGGUGGAAAUGGAGCAGACGAUCAUAGUAAUCAACUGUAUUAUCCGUUUGAUGUUGUCGUUGAACAAGAUGGAACUCUGUACAUAAGUGACAGUUAUAAUUUUCGCGUUCAAAAAUGGUUUCGAGACGCUCAAAGUGGACAAACAGUUAUAAAAAAUAUUUCUGUUCAUGAUAUAGCACAAGAUGAUCAAGGAACACUAUGUAUCCGUUCCAGAAAGGGCCGAAAUCGAAAUCGAGAGAUCUAUGUGGCCGACAAUGCCAAUCAUCGAGUGCUAAGACUAAAUUUCGAAACAAAGAAAAUAUUGAUUGCUGCUGGUGGUUCUCAUGGCAACGGUGCAGAUCAAUUGGCAUUUCCCAAUGGUGUUAUUGUCGAUCAGUUGGGCACUGUUUAUGUGGCUGAUACUGAUAAUCGACGAAUAAUACGAUGGCCGCGUGGUGCUACAACAGGCAGUAUCAUUGCUGGUGGUCAUGGUCCAGAUUCCGAGCCUGAUCAACUUGAUAAUCCCACUAAUUUAUCCUUCGAUAUUGAAGAAAAUCUUUACGUAGUUGAUCCUAGUAAUCAUCGUGUGCAAAAAUUUGCAAUUGAUAAGAGCAUGUGUUGA
Rotaria sp. Silwood1 is the source of this 1755-nucleotide messenger RNA. NCBI's taxonomy places the organism in Eukaryota, Metazoa, Rotifera, Eurotatoria, Philodinida, Philodinidae. The record is from the annotation of a GenBank genome assembly.